AUGUCGCAAAAACCUGGAAUGCCUGGGACUCACCCAGUGACAAUGCCUAUCCGACAGGCUUCUUAUUCGAGUGCUUUGAGCGACGAUGCGAUCCCCACUGCUGAUCCUUCAGAUACUUCUGGACUCCUCGAAGAACGUCUGCGAGCAUGGAAGCACGCAGUAGGAUACCUCGAAGAUUAUGUUAGCGCGACGGAGAAGGUGCAAAAGGCGCAUGCGAAGGAGUACGAGAAGGUGUUGAAGACAAUCAACAAUCCGCUGAAAGAAGGCCAUCAUUUCGAUCAAGGUCUUGGCGGGAUAGCAUCGGUUUUCGAGAAUAUGCGGUUGAAUACACAAGGCCUUGCAAACUCACAUCUCGAAACCGAACAAAACCUCAAAGGCUCCGUCCUACCUAUCCUCGACCGUUUACACAAAGAAAUCAAGAACAAGUCAAAAGAGCUAUCUUCAGGUGCGGCCAAAGGAGCCAAGGAGGUUGACAAGGCUCGAAAUACCACCCAGAAGCACAUCGAAUUAUUAGGCCAGCAAACCGCAAACUUCGAGUCCACUGGGGGCAAAAUGCAUUCCGCGGAAGAUCCAUAUGUCGUCAAACGAGGUGUUCUCCACCGACUAUCAGCUCAAGUUUUACACGAGAACAACAACAAACACGAUCUGAUAGCUGUACAAAACAACUUUGCGCAAUUCGAACAUCAUGUUAUUGAAGUCAUUCAACAAGCAAUGAUGUCCUUCAACCAAUUCGUAGCCGGUCAAGCGCAAAAACAACAAGAACUAUAUGGCGACAUGCUAGCCACCACGCAACGAGUCCCUACAGAUUUCGAAUGGAACCAAUUUGUCCAACGCAACUCCAACAUCCUAAUCAACCCCAACGCGCCCGAACGAACCGUCGAAGGAAUAGCCUUUGCCAACCAAAACCACCGCAGCACGCAACCCCUAAUCGAAGGAACCCUCGAGCGCAAGUCCCGCAACAAACUAAGCAUGUCCGGCUACUCCACCGGCUACUACGUCGUCACCCCCUCCAAAUUCCUCCACGAAUUCAAAGACAACGACAACCUCCGCAAAGACCCCGUCCCGGAACUCUCCAUCUACCUCCCAGACGCCGUGAUCGGUACGACGGCCGGCGAGAAAUUCAACAUCAAAGGGAAGGACGUGAGCAAAGGCAUCGGUAGCAAACUGUCAGGCUCCUCGGAAAUAUCAUUCAAAGCGCAUUCCCCCGCCGACGCCCAGAAAUGGGCCGACGUGAUUAAAUCUGUGGUUGGCGCUAGUCCGGCCGCGUUGUUACAUACGAAUACCAUGUCUAGUAUGGGUAGUGCGCCUGCGUCGCCGUUGUCGCCUGUUGAUCAGAAGAGUCCGGGUGCGUUGCAGACGCAGGGGAUCACGGGGGGUUCAAAUGUUGCGUCGCCUGUUUCGCCGAUGGGGCAGGGACAGGCGGGGGUUAUUGAUUCGAAGACGGGAGGGGUGGUGCCUGUUGAGAAGGCUUAG
Messenger RNA from Glarea lozoyensis ATCC 20868, 1473 nucleotides. RefSeq names its product PH. The transcript has 4 exons. Bases 1 to 1473 code for a protein of 490 amino acids. The record is from RefSeq and is a predicted model, not a curated record. Lineage: Eukaryota; Fungi; Ascomycota; Leotiomycetes; Helotiales; Helotiaceae.